Messenger RNA from Suillus subaureus, 1440 nucleotides. Its product is annotated as Ribokinase-like protein. NCBI's taxonomy places the organism in Eukaryota, Fungi, Basidiomycota, Agaricomycetes, Boletales, Suillaceae. Gene Ontology annotation, biological process: metabolite repair. The record is from RefSeq and is a predicted model, not a curated record. Gene Ontology annotation, molecular function: ATP-dependent NAD(P)H-hydrate dehydratase activity. The transcript has 2 exons. The coding region runs from base 383 to 1087 and encodes 234 amino acids.
GGUGUCCUCGGAGGAGCUUUGGAGUGAGCGUUAUCAGGAUGAUCCCACAUUUGUGGGGGUUGACUGUAUUGCAGCUACACUGGUGCACCAUUCUUCGCAGCAAUAUCUGCAUUACGACUGGUAUAUUUCAGUGUAUCAAUGUUUUCACAAGCGUAUACCAAGUUCUUAUAUGCAGGGAGCAGACCUUUCACAUGUCAUCUGCUCGCCCACAGCUGCCCAAGCUAUCAAAUCCUACUCCCCAGACCUGAUCGUACAUCCCAUUCUCGGUGAAGAAGCGUGAGUCCGUUCACGUACUUCGUAGGUCCAUCUGACCAUCGCAGAUCAGUAUGAGAAAGUGGAGGGUGAACUCAGGUCUCUGCUUUCUCGACUGCAUGUCCUUGUUAUGGGACCAGGACUAGGCCGCGAGGGCUAUAUGCAGGCUUAUGCUCGUCUGGCGCUGUCUAUCGCUCGCGAACAGGCUAUGUUUGUCGUCCUCGAUGCUGAUGCUUUGUAUAUGAUCGGGAAGGAACUUUCUCUCGUCAAGGGAUACCGCCGCGCGGUGCUCACUCCUAAUGUGGUCGAGUUCAAGCGUCUGAGUGAGUCGGCGGGCGUUUCACCCGAUGUACCGACAAAGGAACGUGCUGGUGAGGUUUCUAAACUACUUGGAGGUGUCGUGGUGCUGGAGAAAGGUCCGACUGAUCUAAUCGCGAGCGACACUACGGGUGAAGCUGCUAGUCUUGAAGCGAGUAAGCUGGAUGAGGGCGAUGAAGAGCGGCAACGCGUAAGGGAGGUGGUUGAGGUGGAUGUGGAAGGCGGGUUGAAGCGGUGUGGUGGCCAGGGCGAUGUUCUUAGCGGAACGGUCGGGGCGAUGCUUGCGUGGGGGAAAUGCUACGAGGACGGUUCCUUUGGUGAUGGGAGUAUUCCUGCUUCUCGUCUCCCGCUUCUGGCGGCGGUGGGUGGAAGUAUGGUCACUCGAACCAGCAGUCGAAUGGCGUUUCGGCUGCAGGGAAGAGGUCUUGUCACGCAAGAUAUGCUACCGCAGCUUGGCAAAUCUUUCUCAGAGCUCUUUGGAGAAGACCUGUGGGCUGGAAGUAAAGGCAGGUUCUAGGUUUGAAGACAAGAGAGGAUAGAAGAUAUUCGCAUGUGCAAUAGAAGUUUCACUCUGCAUUCACCUGGUUGGGAAGAGAAACGGGCUCUGACGUGAUCAAUGUGACAGGAAGUCUUCCAAAGAUUGGGCAGGGCCUGCAGGGGCAGCCUCGGAGGGGAGGAAUCGUCCAACUCCGAGGCACGAAAAGACAGGACUGACUUGUCAUUAAGAAGGAACAGAUCAUGAACCAUUCUAGAAAAACAGCGAGCACUUGACUCGCAGUUGCAAAUUACUUGAAACAACAAUUGAAUAUCAAUAUUUUUGGGAGGUGCGGUAGUAUGCAACUACAGCGACCUAUCGUCGUGGCACGGAGC